UUGCGUUUCCUUUAGGACGUAUGGUGUCUGGGUAGAUUGGUCACCUCUCCUGGAUAUGGCAGAUUUCUAUGGAUUGAAGAUCCUGCUGCUGUUGGCUGGGCUCAUUGAAUUGGCCAUAUGUCAGAAAGCUCAAUCAUCAGGCAACUUCAACACAACAACACCAAAGUGUUCCUACAAGGUUAUUGCAACUAAAUACGGCCUUCGUAUCAGUAUCAGCAACUUACCCCCAACCACCGUCACUAUAUCCUACAAGGAGCAAAAUGAUGGAAAGAUUCAGAAUAUGACUUUUAAUCAUUCACAAAAUUCCACAAUUCAUAACGUGACGUCAUUGAAACCGUGCACAAUCUACACAGUCACAAUUAGAGAACACGAUUGUGAUAUUCAAGGAAGCAACAAUCUGACAACUUGGAAAAUCGAACAAGAUGACAUUACGACAAAUACAAAAAUUAUGCGUGGUGAAAUAUGCUAUUCAAGUCUCUGGGAUAUCAGUGAAGCAAUUCAGGAUCCUAAGUUCACUAAAGACACAUCCAGGAACCUGUGUUUUAAGUUUGAACCGAAUGACUAUUGCUCAAACGUCAAUACAACAUUUGAGCAAAAAACUUGUGAUAACCCCAAUUCCACCUUUACCAUAAUAACGUCCAUCCCAGUUGAACUUUUCAUGGAUGAGAAAAAAGUUGAUUUGACACACCCACAAGUUCUCCCUGCAAUAUUAAAGUGGACUAAUAAGCCAGUACAUUGUUUGAGCAAACUCACCUUUAAUUACACCUGUCGGGGGGACAACAAAAAUGAGUUUUUCUCUGCAAUGAUAAAAGACAACGAUACUGUUUUGCCUGAGAUGGAACCCUUUACAGCAUACAAUUGUACCAGCCGUAUUUAUGGCAGCAAUAAAAGCUUUGAAAAGACCGCUAAUUUAAAAAUUGACUGUGAUUUGAAUGUUCUUGACCUUCAGAACAUCUCAUGGUCAAAUGAAUCUAUCAGCCUGAAUUGGUCCCCUGAAGUCAAGAAAUGUCCAAACACAGUGCUUUCGAACAUCGCAUAUGAAUGUUGUUGUACAAAUAAAAUGGGUUGGAAUAAAUGCAACAACAUUGUGAAAAAGCAAUGUAACAUCCAUAACCUGGAAGCAUUCACAGACUAUAACUGCUUUGUAAAGCCAGUAAAGUACAAGGACAAACCUAUCAACAACAAUGGAAAACAGAUAACAGUAAAAACUGCUAUCGGAGGUAGGUACAUCAUACAAACAUCAUACUCUGACGUAGACAGAUGAUCAACUACAGUUGUGUUCAAAAGUAUUUGGACAGUGAAUUAUUUCUAGUUGUUUCGGCAUUGUACAAGAGCUCUUUGAUUUCAAAAAGACACUAUCAGGUUAUGGUUUGGAGUACAUGUUGUUCUAAUAAAGUUAAUGUUUCUUGUUGAACACUUUUACAUCAAU
Molecule: messenger RNA, 1429 nt
Organism: Esox lucius (northern pike)
Lineage: Eukaryota; Metazoa; Chordata; Actinopteri; Esociformes; Esocidae
Exons: 9
Coding region: 56-1264 (402 amino acids)
Molecular function (GO): protein binding
Source: RefSeq, a predicted model, not a curated record